This is a messenger RNA of Linum trigynum, 1252 nucleotides long. The record is from the annotation of a GenBank genome assembly. NCBI's taxonomy places the organism in Eukaryota, Viridiplantae, Streptophyta, Magnoliopsida, Malpighiales, Linaceae.
UUUUCUCACCUAAAGAGUUAUUAGAGAAUUAAUACUCCUCCCUCUCCCUCUCUCACCCUCCUUACUUCAAAUCAAUUUCCCCCCUCUUUACUUUUUUAGGUUUCUUAUUCACUACUAAACCGUAAGAAACAGAGGUAAACAAGCAAAAAGAAAAUAGAGUGUGCAUAUAAAAAGAUGGGUAGGAUACCUUGUUGUGAGAAGGACAACGUCAAGAGAGGCCAAUGGACUCCCGAGGAAGACAACAAACUCUCUUCCUACAUCGCCCAACAUGGUACCCGCAACUGGCGCCUCAUCCCCAAAAACGCCGGCCUGCAAAGAUGCGGCAAGAGCUGCAGGCUGCGCUGGACCAACUACCUCCGCCCUGACCUGAUGCGUGGCAAGUUCACCGAUGCAGAGGAGCACACCAUCGUCAAGCUCCACUCCGUCGUUGGCAACAGAUGGUCGUUGAUUGCAGCUCAACUUCCAGGGAGAACCGACAACGACGUGAAGAACCACUGGAACACCAAGCUGAAGAAGAAGCUGUCCGGGAUGGGGAUCGACCCAGUCACCCACAAGCCAUUCUCUCAUCUUAUGGCUGAGAUAGCCACCACCCUCGCCCCACCCCAGGUGGCUCACCUCGCAGAGGCCGCGCUCGGCUGCUUCAAAGAUGAGAUGCUCCACCUGCUCACCAAGAAAAGGAUCGACUUCCAGCUCCACCAAGCAGGGAACAACCACCACCACAACCAACAGUCUUCUGCUGGAAUGCCAGCUUUCGUCGCUGCAAAACACGAGGAGAAUGACGAGGACACGAUUGAGAAGAUCAAGAUGGGCUUAUCGAGGGCAAUGCAAGAGACUGGCAACACUAACAUUAACAAUAACUGGGAGUCCAACAAUAACGACCAGUUACCUGCAUCAUCGUCGGCACACUUCGGGAUCAGUAGCAUGUUCCAGUGCGGUGGUGAGCCACCGUCGUUUGAUGGGGACGCAUGGAGCCAGAGCAUGUGCACAGGGAGCACUUGUACCGCCGCAGGUGGAGAGAAUCGGAGAGGGCGGAUGGAUGAGGAGAAGCUUGACGAGGACGAUGAUGACGACGACAAUGUGCUGUGGGAUUUGCCGUCGGACGAGCUGAUGAAUCCUAUGGUUUAGAAAAACCAAAGCAAAGACAGAAAGAGAAGCUCUGGCCGUGAGUCUAGUUCACAAAAGUCCCAGAAAUGGCGACAAAGAGUUAGGGAAAGGAUCAUCAACUAGUUCAAACUAAAUAGAUAAAGAAACA